This is a messenger RNA of Knipowitschia caucasica, 291 nucleotides long. NCBI's taxonomy places the organism in Eukaryota, Metazoa, Chordata, Actinopteri, Gobiiformes, Gobiidae. The record is from the annotation of a GenBank genome assembly.
AUGGACCACAGGGGAAUAAGCAGAGCCACAGCAACAAAAGAAGAGGAAGAGGAGGCUCGAGAGGAAUGGAUCAAGAAUCCUCCGCGUGAAGCGCUCAACGAGGGACCCCACCACAAGAGGAGCAUAGAACCUGGUGCUAUGCUCACUGCUCCUGGGAGCACGGUGACGUCAGAGGCGGGCAAAGAGGUGGUGCAGCUGUCUGAAAAGAGCUGGCCUGUCCUCUGGAGCGUGUUGUCAAGUGACAGCGUGUCCACUUCUGAACAGAACAUGUGUUUGUCACAGCAGAGGUGA